This is a messenger RNA of Williopsis jadinii, 333 nucleotides long. RefSeq lists its product as uncharacterized. The transcript has 2 exons. The coding region runs from base 1 to 333 and encodes 110 amino acids. NCBI's taxonomy places the organism in Eukaryota, Fungi, Ascomycota, Saccharomycetes, Phaffomycetales, Wickerhamomycetaceae. The record is from RefSeq and is a predicted model, not a curated record.
AUGACGUCUAAAUAUUCUCGAACAGUCAGUACUGGUGAUUCGAGAGGUAGAGCUUAUUCAAUGACCAUCAACGGAUGUUUAUUGCAUAGAGUUGAAGGCGUGAUAGCUCAAGAAAAUGGUCAAGAGAAAGGUGUUCUUCAAAUCGAUGAAGAACAAAAUAAACUUGAGGACUACAUUAGGAAGAUUGGUGAGUUUCUCUCUCAACACAAUUGUUAUGCACAGUUAUACUCCGCUAGAGAAAUUGUUCAACAGGAAACAACAGAGAUGGGAUUAACCAGAGAAGAAACUACUGUUGAAUUUUCCAAUAUUGAAUUAACAGCACCAACAAGCUGA